Brassica napus (rape) is the source of this 1548-nucleotide messenger RNA. Its product is annotated as early nodulin-55-2-like. Gene Ontology annotation, cellular component: plasma membrane. Gene Ontology annotation, molecular function: electron transfer activity. The record is from RefSeq and is a predicted model, not a curated record. NCBI's taxonomy places the organism in Eukaryota, Viridiplantae, Streptophyta, Magnoliopsida, Brassicales, Brassicaceae. The transcript has a single exon. The coding region runs from base 134 to 961 and encodes 275 amino acids.
CGCAAAGCUUAUAUAUAUAGAGAGUUAAGGUCUUGUUUUAUCUUACUCACAUACUCAGCAUCAACUUCAUUGGUCUUCCUAAAGUUUUCUUUUUGGAUUAUCUUUCUAAUUUCCUCUCCGUCUUCUAUUGAUAAUGGCAACAACAGCAAGAAUCUUAUGCUUCGUGCUUGUGAUGGUUCUAAUGGGAUGUUGUUGCUCGGCAAAAAUUUACCAAGUCGGAGACUCAGAGGGAUGGAGAGCGAAGGGCGGCACCUAUUACGCUUGGGCUAGGCGUAAGGAAUUCCAGGUGGGGGAUUCUCUGCUCUUUGAAUACGAUGGCAACGUCAACGACGUCACUCGAGUUUCCAGUGCUUUGGAAUACCAAUUCUGCAACUCUGCUUCUCCUCAAGCUGUCUACAAAACGGGCCACGAUCUCGUGACUCUCACGGAACCAGGUUAUCACUUCUUCAUCAACUCAAAUCAUUCUCAAUGCGUAGCCGGACAGAAGCUCGUCGUUUUUGUCGUCCAAUACCAUCAGAUUCCUCCACCACCACCGAGAAAGAUCCUUCCGUUCGCAAAAGACUUCAAGGUCGGUGACUCCCAAGAAUGGAGGGUUCCUGACGAAAGUGACUUCUAUGCCAAGUGGAGUGAGCAGAAACAGUUUCACGUGGGAGACAAUCUUCUUUUCUACUACAACUACGAAGUCGACGACGUCUUAGAAGUCAGCGGUGAUCUUGAGUUCAAAUCUUGCGACACUUCUUCUCCUGUUGCCGUGCACUAUUCGGGACAAGACCUCGUAAGGCUAACAAAACCAGGAAUCCACUAUUUCAUAACCUCGAGGACUGGUCAUUGUGAGGAUGGGCUUAAGCUUCGAGUGUUGGUGCGACCACUAACCAGAGGUGGUCCGAAGAAGAUGCAGUUGUCACCUUUGGACCGCCUCAUCAAGUGGCUACAGUCCUUCAGACCCCAACCCCAUCACUAAAGCCCUGUUCGUUUGGUUGCCGCAGGUUUCGGCGGCGGCGGCAGCGUCUGCGUCAGCGGCAGCGGCAGCGUCAAUGAGGACAGUUGUUGUUCGUUUCGCAGACGCUGACGCUGCCGCUGCCGCAGACGCUGCCGCCGAUUAUUGUUCGUUUAGAAGACGCAGGAAGUUGAAGUCGACGCCGACGCUGCCGCAAGAAGCAGAUUUUUGGGUUGUUCGUUUGAGAGACGCUGCGGCUAUUUUCAUUUUUUCAGAUUUAUUUUAAAUUUUUUGUAAAAUUGUAUUUAAAUAAAUCAAAUGUAGUUUAAAUAUAUUUACAUCCAUUAAAAUAUUAUGUUUACUUGGUAAUAAUUUUUUGGUCAAUUAUACAAAUGUAAAUUAUACAAAUGUAAUAAUUUUUUUUCAUACAUCAUAAGCUAAAUUAGAAACAAAAUAAUACUUCAAAAUAUUUAUCAUAAACGAAAGCUAAAUAUUACAUCAAGUCUUAAAUAAAUAUCACAUUUAAAUGACAAUCAAAGUUAUAAGCAAAAAAAAAAAAAUUAAAUCAUCAACUAAAACAGUGGUAGAGAGUGAGCUUGAGAGGUUCUGAG